AUGGCCCCCCAAUUCUCAGAUGACGACAUCGAAGAAGAGCAAGUACACUUUCAAAAUGUCGUAACAACGUUCCGCCAGUAUGCCAGAUACUCCUUAAAUGCAAAUAACAGACGACGAAAAGACAUACACACCAUCCCACUCGCUGAUCGCGAACUGUUGACCAAGUUGGGGUAUGGACAGAAGUUGAAGGAUGUCGACAAAGCGAUACUCGCCAACGCCUUGUUUUUGAACAAGAUCGUGGAGAAUCCGGAGAUAUUUGGACACGAAAUCGAAGACUUUGUAGUCGACGGGGAUAUCGGUGAAACUGACAACAACGCGCAAGGUGCUCGAGCAGGAGGAAACACAUACGAACACGCCCACUCUCCCCCACACACCCAUCCCCAUGAUCGGCCUACACGUCCAUCGGAUCCGCGAAGAGGAGGCUACAGACCGACAGAGUUUGACAUGGACAAGCUUCGGAGUACGAUCAAGCUUUUCGUGCGCGACUGGAGCAAAGAUGGCAAACCAGAACGAGACUUAUGUUAUGAACCUAUGAAGAAAGCCUUGGAAGAACACUUCGAGGGUAGGAACAGGAAUACCCUCCGCGUUCUCGUUCCGGGUGCUGGUCUAGGCCGACUCGCCUACGAUGUCGCCAAACUUGGCUUUGCAUGUCAAGGAAACGAGUUUUCUCAUUAUAUGCUACUCGCUUCCUACCUCAUUCUUAACAGGACCCAAUCUAUCGACGAACACACUAUAUAUCCCUAUAUUCACUCCUUCUCCAACGUAUCGUCCCGUGAAACUCUGCUCAAAGCCGUCACCAUUCCAGAUGUCCUUCCCUCUGACCUCCCUCCAGGUUCCAACUUUUCUCUAGUUGCUGGCGAUUUCGAGGAAAUAUACGGUUCAGAGAACUCAGAUGAGAACGAGCCACAAGCAGGGAAAUGGGAUGCUAUUCUGACCUGCUUUUUCAUCGAUACCGCUAAAAAUAUCGUCAACUAUCUUCGCAUCCUCCACCGCAUCCUCGCACCCGGCGGAGUCUGGAUCAACCUAGGUCCUCUCCUAUGGCACUUUGAAAACAACGAAAACGAGUACCCCUCAAUCGAAUUGGACCUAGCUGAGGUCAAAGAACUCGCUCGUACGAUCGGGUUCAAGUUACACGAUGAACGAUCGAUCGACACGUCCUAUUCAAGUAAUGACCAAUCGAUGCUCGGAUACGUUUACCACGCAGCAUUUUGGAAGGCAGUUAAAGUAGAUAUUGUCAAGUAA
Molecule: messenger RNA, 1242 nt
Organism: Pisolithus orientalis
Lineage: Eukaryota; Fungi; Basidiomycota; Agaricomycetes; Boletales; Pisolithaceae
Product: N2227-domain-containing protein
Exons: 12
Coding region: 1-1242 (413 amino acids)
Molecular function (GO): S-adenosylmethionine-dependent methyltransferase activity
Source: RefSeq, a predicted model, not a curated record